AUGCCUGUUGGAAGUAGUAUAAUUCCUUGGACGAGAAGGCUAAAAGACAGCAGGCCCCAGUGGCAUAAUUCGCAGGACUCUACUGGUACCUUUUAUCGCAAAAUGGGUCGAGAUUUGUCGUGUUGGGAAGCCGUGGGCAAAGCUCGCGAGACGUUCAUCCUCAUCGCGGCUGAAAUUAAGGUCUAUCUGGAAAAACACAGCGAUCCAGUUCCUUAUCCGGUGACAUGGACUAUUUAUAUGAUCGGGCGAACCAAAGAGACAUCUCAGCCGAUGAUUAUGUUUUGUUGCAGGGACUCGCAUUCUCGGAAACAAGUUAGAAAAACUGUGGAGGGGAGUGGGAUUCUGGACCAAUAUCAGAAAGUGGGAGUCGGGGAUGCUUCACGGCCUCCAGAUUUCGAUCAACUUGUGCAGUUGGCCGGCGAGUCUUUCGAAUCUGCCAGUUUUGGCGUUUCCGACCCAAACCUAAAUCUAGAAGGUAUCUGGGGCUUGGACGAGAGUUUUUAUGCGACUAAUUUUGCCUUUGCUAAGGAAGCUGGGGUAUUUUUUGGCAAGCCGAUCGCUCUUCCCUUCUACGACAAAGAGGGGUCCCUCGCCUCCGUACGAAUGGCCACUGCUGGUGGUGUUCUGAGAUCGGGGGGAAGAUGUUUUUACCUAACGGCCGGUCACGUAUUCAAACCCGUCGCGGAUUUCUCCGUCCCUCACCAAGCCGAAGACGAUAACAGUUUCGAGUUUGAUAUUGGCGAAAGAAGCGAUUCUGAAGAUGAUUCUGAUUUCAUAGAAACAACUAGCAGAGGGAGCAUCACACCAGAUCUUGCUGAAUCCGAUAUCUCAGAAGCCAUGACAGCAUCUGUUGGCGAUUAUAUCGAGUCCACAUCGCGUCCGGAAUGCACCUUGGCUAAAGAAAAUCUCAAGGAAGACUGUGAAGACGUCUCAGUUUCAAUGGACAAGAGCUCAGACUCAGAAAAUACGAAAAUGCUACUGCACGGCGACCUACAGGUCAUCAUUGGCCACCUCCUAAACCCUCCUGAAGAACUAGAGCAUCCCAGCCUUGAUUAUGCCUUGAUCGAGAUUUAUCCCUAUUUUCGAGGCUUCAAAUUAAUGCCCUUAGAAAGUCAUCUUGGUUCGCCUCGCCUCCAUCCCCGUGGAGUCGCGGCGAGGCCCCGAGAUUCCAAAGUCCUUAGCGUCACGGGGUCAGCCGGUCUUUUACAUGGAACCAUGUCAGGAACUCCGACUUAUAUGACCAUACCUGGCUCUAGAAGGAUUCAGGAAUUGUGGACCGUCAGAUUUGAGGGCAAAUUGGUUAAUGGCGACUGUGGGUCGUGGGUAGUCAACGCUCAAAGUGGCGAUUUGUUGGGUCAUAUCGUCGCUGGCAGUCCGGAAUCCGGAGUGGGGUAUAUUGCUCCUGCAUAUCAGAUUCUAGAAGACGCAAAGACGAGGUUUGGAUUGGAUUUAGAAUUGUAUCCGACAACAGAGUCGACAGCAAUAAAGGACUUGCCCCUGUUCAAGACCAUUGCUACAUCAACUCCCGAUAUCUCAAUGGGCUUGGAAUCGAACGUUCAGGUGGGCGAACCUGCCGGUUGUCCUCUGAGUGCCUCUACACGACCACCCAGUUGUGAGCCUUCGCUAUCUAUGGGACUUGCAGAAAGCUCUCAGAUGAUAUCGAAGGAGGUUGUAAGCCGUCGAAUUAACGCAAAUGACGAGUUUUUAGAAAGACGCAAGCGGGCACGCCUAAACUUUCAGAUUGAAGUUAAGAAUAAGUUAGCUAGUUUCACAACGCCAAAGAUUACCUUCGAGCCACUCGUGGAGAACCUUUAUUGGCCGGCACUUUUGCCAGCCUUCAGUGCCAAGGAACCAGAAUCUGAGGAUGGCGGGCUUCUUAUGCAACAAGCAGCUAUCACUACGAUCGACCCAUUGAAAGGCGUUGCUAACGCCGAGAAUGGUGAACUCAUUUUUUUGAACAAUGCGAAAUCCCAGAAAAGUCAACCCAUUGUUCCUAAUCUAGUUAAUGGUAGUGCGGUGAAUGGAUCAACUUUACAGGGAGCAAACGGAAGAGGCUUCUAUAUGGCAUAUCUAGAAUCUCUAUGCCGACGUCGUUGCUGGCUAGAUCCCCGCUAUGCGACGGUUAGGAGUCCUUCGGGAUUUACCUGUGUAGUCCUCGUCAAUGGUCGGGUAUAUCGGACAGACAUCAGCUACGAGUCUGAUGGGCUAGCUCAGGAGAACGCAGCAAUGCGGGCAUUCAUGGUGUGCCGUAACUUUUCGGUCAAUGGAGGCAUGCUCGCACGUAAUGGCGUUGUUCAGGGUCUGACAGCCAAUAAGAGUAGUGGCAUGCAUAGGAGACGUGGUGGCUAUAGCAGCAGCGUAGCCUCCGCGUCUACCUAUAAUAGCAGCACCAGCAGCUCAACAACGACUUCUGAAUAA
Messenger RNA from Venustampulla echinocandica, 2418 nucleotides. RefSeq lists its product as uncharacterized. The record is from RefSeq and is a predicted model, not a curated record. Lineage: Eukaryota; Fungi; Ascomycota; Leotiomycetes; Helotiales; Pleuroascaceae. The transcript is spliced from 3 exons. Bases 1 to 2418 code for a protein of 805 amino acids.